CAACUCCUCACUAAUUUUUAUUACUAACUAAAUUAGUAAUGCGUACAAAACCUAAAUUGUGCAGUAGUCUUCAUCUACGAGACGUGCCAUAACGAAAUCCAUGCGCUAUAUAAACCAUCGCUAUUUCAUCCAUUUCUGCCACCCAACCAGCACUUUCUUCUCUAUCAUUCCCUUCCCUUCAUCUACUCAUAAUUCCAAUCCUAAUUUCCCUGAAAUGGGAAGUCGUCGGAGUUUUCUCCGGUCAUGGUCUUCACCACUUUUCCUGUUCGUCGUAGUUGUUGCACUGGCAGCUUCAUCCGCCGACGGGUCUAGGGCGCCGCGGGUGCCUUGCUACUUCAUAUUUGGGGAUUCUCUUUACGACAGUGGCAACAACAACAACCUCAACACGUCGGCGAAGGUCAACUACUCUCCUUACGGCAUCGAUUUGCCGGCAGGACCCACCGGCAGGUUCUCCAAUGGACAAACCACGGCCGAUGCAAUUGGUGAAAUACUGGGAUUUAAGGAUUUCAUCCCACCUUUUGCAUCUAACCCUGACGACAGACAGAUACUCGUAGGGGUCAACUAUGCUUCUGGGUCGGCCGGAAUUCUUGUCGAGAGUGGAAAACAAGGGGGUGACAACGUGGACCUGAGCCAACAAUUGAGGAACCACGAAUUGACUGUUUCGCGCAUAGUUGAGAUAUUGGGGAGCAAAGUGGCCGCCUUUGAGUACCUAGGGCAAUGCUUGUACAUUUGCGAUUCGGGAAACAACGAUUAUAUCAAUAACUAUAUUCUGCCCCAAUCUACGGCCAUCAGGAAUCAGUACAACCCGGACCAAUUCGCCGCGCUUCUCAUCACGCAGUACUCCGCUCAGAUUAUCCGGUUGUACGAGUUGGGAGCAAGGAAGGUGGCGCUGGCCGGAAUUUCGAACAUCGGAUGCACUCCAAGUUUGAUAGCAACCUUGGGGACUAAUGGCGCCCCCUGUGUUAACUCAGUAAACCAACUAGUGGUUCCAUUCAACACCCGACUAAAAUCGCUUAUCAGCCAGCUCAAGUUGAGUUAUCCCGACGCCAAAUUUGCAUACCUCGAUAGCGUACGGGUCGGCACUCUUGUUGGCGCAGGUAUUAGAUUGAUACGCAUUUAGGAUAAGAGCGACGUCGUGUUGUCAAGUGAGUACAGUAACGGGGCUGUGCCUUCCGAAUACGGUUCCUUGCUCUCAGAGGCCAUCAUACUUGUUCUGGGACGCAUUCCAUCCCACUGAACUCGCGAACCAGCUCGCUGCGCCCCUUUUCUUUCCGGCCAUCCAACGGAUAUUGUAAAAUGUGUGUUUAAAUUAGCAAUAAUUAAGUGGACGGCUGGGUCCAAAUCCACCGGGCAUUGUAUUUUCUAAACAACUUCUGUAUCUUUUGUUUUUUCCCCCUUGUAGCUCAAGAAAAUAAUGUUGUACCACAUGUCUUGAAAGAAUUAAUCAAAAUGCCUAUAGAUUGUAAA
This is a messenger RNA of Linum tenue, 1467 nucleotides long. The record is from the annotation of a GenBank genome assembly. NCBI's taxonomy places the organism in Eukaryota, Viridiplantae, Streptophyta, Magnoliopsida, Malpighiales, Linaceae.